Pochonia chlamydosporia 170 is the source of this 1476-nucleotide messenger RNA. Its product is annotated as cytochrome p450. The transcript is spliced from 4 exons. Bases 1 to 1476 code for a protein of 491 amino acids. Gene Ontology annotation, molecular function: heme binding; oxidoreductase activity, acting on paired donors, with incorporation or reduction of molecular oxygen; iron ion binding. The record is from RefSeq and is a predicted model, not a curated record. Lineage: Eukaryota; Fungi; Ascomycota; Sordariomycetes; Hypocreales; Clavicipitaceae.
AUGUCCAAUCUUUAUUUUAUCAUAGAGCUGGGAUGUCAGCCUGCAGCAGGUCUCAGUAUACUGGCUGCACUAAUAGCCUGUCUCGUCUGGCGCUCGGUCUCAGGGGUGAACGAGCUCAAUGCUCCAAUUCUGCAUGACGAUAGCGGUGAUUUUCACAAGAUCAUGGCCAAGCGAUACAAAGAGCAUCGGAACAUCCUGUACAAGAUUCCCACUUCACAUAAACCCAUGGUUAUUGUGCCUGCACAUCUACUAAAUGAUCUGAAGACACCGCCAGAGUCGGCCAUCAGCUUUCGACUUGAAAUGUUCGACCGCUAUCUUGGAAAGUACACUGCUGUUGCAUCAAACACGGAGGCCAUGAUACACUCGGUCAAAGUUGAUUUUACACGAGGGAUGAACCACGUCUUGCCAAUUGUGCAAGAAGAAUUAAUAUUUGCGACGGAGCAAUGUCUUGAAAGCACUAACGGUUGCGAAGAGGGUUGGUUCCAGACGCCAGUAUAUGCAGCAGCCACGCAGAUGAUUGCUCUCAUAUCCGGAGAGUCUUUGUCGGCCUGCCUCUGUCCAGAAGCAAAGAAUGACUCCUUUGUUGGUGCAGCAGAGAUGUGGAAGUAUCCUUCCUGGUCAUGGCCGAUUAUGCAGUACAUCGUUCCACAGACUAGGCGCAUCCGGUACUACCGAUCAAGAGUUGCACAGAUGCUGAAGCCAAUUAUUGAGUCCAGGCUGAGUCAGAUGCAAGACCCGGACUUUAAGAAGCCUGCAGACAUGAUUCAAUGGCUGAUUGAUAACUCAAACGGCAAUGGCCACAACUUGGCCCUCCAAGCAAAUGAGCACAUUGUGGUGAACAUUGCGGCCAUUCAUACAACAGGCGGCCAACUCGCACACACUCUCUAUGACCUGGCCCGGUGCCCAGAAUAUAUCCCCAUUCUGCAAGAGGAGAUUGAUCGAGUGUUGGCGGAGGAGGGCGGUACAGGGGCCAUGACAAAACAGACACUUUUCAAAUUGAAGAAGAUGGACAGUUUCUUAAAAGAAGUGCAGCGAGUCAAUCCUCCAUCAAUGGUGUCUACAAAUCGCAAAGUCCUCAAGCCCAUAAAACUUUCUAAUGGGAUAGAGCUUCCUGUCGGUACAUCACUGGCAGCAUCGGCCGGCUGCGUCAGCAAGGACGAGAAUAUCUGGCCUGAGCCUCAAAAGUUUGAUGGCCUGCGCUUCUUUAAGCUGCGCGAGGUUCAUGGAGAUGAGAAGCAUCAAUUCACGAGUGCGAAUCAAGAGUCAUUGAGCUUUGGACAUGGCCGACACGCGUGCCCAGGUCGCUUUUUUGCAGCCGCCGAGCUGAAGGUGCUUCUCGUUCAAAUAUUGCAGAACUACGAGAUCAGUUUAUGCAAGGGCUACAGUCGAGACCGACCACUCAACUUUCAUGCCGAGAUUUUGGCUGUUCAAGACCACACCUACGAGCUGAGAUUUAGGAGACUUACAAUAGACUAG